Molecule: messenger RNA, 1683 nt
Organism: Epithele typhae
Lineage: Eukaryota; Fungi; Basidiomycota; Agaricomycetes; Polyporales; Epitheliaceae
Exons: 13
Coding region: 1-1683 (560 amino acids)
Source: RefSeq, a predicted model, not a curated record
AUGAACCCACUGCGUGUUGCGCCUCCCACCUACACAGAAUCAUGCGAUCCACGGGUCGAAGAGAUGCCUCAAACCUUGUUUCUUCAUGGCGGUGAUGUCGCCGUUGAUAGCGUACAGCAGCUCUUUCAGUCACGCGAAGUGGAACGCACUGCGUUGGAAGAGAUCAGGAAACUUACGGCCACUGUCAACGAAAUACGUCAAGCCAACCGCCGGAUCCGCGACGAUCUCAGUUACUUCGACAAGGCACGGUUUCGCGACAAGAAAAAACGGCAGUGGAUUCAGCUCGGUCCCAAAUGGGAUGAGUUCUCUUUCAAAUUCGACGCAUAUCUCAAUGACAGCCACAAAAAGGCGGUAGACGCGUCCCUGUUCAUGAAACUGCUCACCAUCAUUCUCGACACUGUGUCCGAAAACGCUUCGAACGAUGUCAUGAACGGGGCGAAAUCCGAGCUCCAAAAGCUUAUUGAAAAAGCCGAUGUCAAAAGCGCGGAGGCGUGCAGUACCACUUCCGAAUUCGAUGAGCUCGUCAAGGAACUGUCAAUCUUUCAGACCGAUAUCCAGAUGGCGCUGGACUGCGCUGGAGAGCCAAUCACGUCAGCGCUCAAAUCUGCGAAGGAGAAGUUCGACAGCAUAGAUGCGCAGUUGAAACGGUGUAGUACGGUGUUGACAGUUCAUUUCUGCGGUAGGGUGUCAGCGAAGAUGGAUGGAUUGGGGAAAGAAAUCUCAGAUAACGUGUACAAAGGAUGCUCUGCGUUAUCGGAAGUUUUCCGCAAUUUGGCGCCUUCAGCGAUGUAUAUUGUCACGACCACUACUCUCAAACUCGCUAAGUGCAAUGCCGGUCUAGUCACUGCUGGCUUCGAACGACAGCGUCUUGAGGAAGAGCUCACCAAAGCGAAGGUCAGAGUGGAAGAGCUCGAAGGGCCCAUGAAAAGAUAUCAACUCUAUGGGAAGAGACUCGCCAGCACCAAGGCCGACGUCGAGCACCUUGGCGAGAAACUCCAGACCCUGGCCUUCAUCUGGAAGAACAUACAAAUGGACAUGCACGAACUCCGGAAAAUACUCGACGUAAUCUCUGAGCACGAUGACUCUAUCAACAAAAUAUUUUUCUCCAAGAAGAUGGAUCUCUUGAAAGACGUGAGCUCGCGACUGACGCCUAGCCCGGGUCUGCAUCACCACGAACGACGUCACUUCGUGCUCCUCACAUACGGUACCUGUCGAGCAGAGUGGUCACGGCUUGCCAGUUCUCCACGGACGAUAUCACGGACGACACAGUCGAUGGUUGUCCUGCGUGAUCCUGAGCUGGUAGGCCUAUCGACACAAUUAUUUCAACGCCGGACGAACCUUCUGCGGGAUUGCGGAAAACACGCUCUUGGCGAGCUGCGGCCGCCUCGCCAGCUCAUCUUCCACGAGCUUGAUGGUCUCGAGCACUUGGCCGAUCUCGGUUCUCGACUUGUCGGGGCGCCCAUGGUGACCAUCUCCGGGAGCGUGCGGCGUUGGAUCCUUGUGUCGAGUCGCGUCGAGCGGCCAGGCGAGAUCGCGGAGAACGCGCUCAUGCUAGCUGGCGUUUCGGAACUGCAGAAGAUCCCGAAGAAUGUCGUUAAUCAAUGGCCGGAGAAUGCACUUCGCGUGGUGGGUGCCGAAAAAUCGGACAGUGUUGUAGGAGGUUGUUCCGUUCUAGCUAUCUGA